Messenger RNA from Camellia sinensis, 2475 nucleotides. The record is from RefSeq and is a predicted model, not a curated record. Lineage: Eukaryota; Viridiplantae; Streptophyta; Magnoliopsida; Ericales; Theaceae.
GUUUCACUCCCUCCCCCCAUUGCGAGAGAGAUUGCUAGUAGAGACCAUGAGGGUGCGCCAAACCCCUUAAAAUGUGCACUCCACUGACCACUCUCUCUCUAACACAGCUCAAUACCCUUCUCUUUAGAUCCUAAUCUUCGAACAACAGUUUCUUUCUGAGAAUCCAUCAUAGAUUGUUCAAGCAAUAUCAGAUUUUGAGGAAUUAAUGGCGAAAAAAGUUAAGAAGAAAGCCCGAAGUGGUCAAACAGAGAAGCGAGUUUCUACCCUUUCUCAGAAAACUGAAACUGUCACCCAGCAUAGCAUUCCAAGCACUGAUAAUGGACUUUCAGUCAUAAAAGAGAGGAAAGUGUGUUCCCAUCUUGAUAAGGAUAUUGAUUUAGCUAAAUUUUCUUCAAGAAUAAGGUCUAUAGGACAUAUUAGGUGUGAAGAUUGCAGAGGUGUGGUUGAUAGGUGGGCAAGUAAGGGAAGGGGCAAGCAGGUGAAGAAGAAAGUGGGAGGUUCUGUGGACAAGAAACCUGAGUCUAAAGCAAUUUGGGUUUGUUUGGAAUGUGGUCAUCUUUCAUGCAGGGGGAUUGGAUUCCCAACAACCCCUCAAACCCAUGUAGUUCGGCAUGCCAGGCAAUCCUGUCAUCCAUUGGCUAUCCAAUUUGAAAACCUUCAACUACGCUGGUGCUUCCCUUGCAAUACACUUAUUCCAGUUGAAAAAUUGGAGGAAAGUGGUGAACAGAAAGAUCCGCUGUCGGAUAUUGUGAAACUGAUAAAGGGGUGAUCAUUUCAAGGGGGCCUCGGUGGAUGUCGAGGAUGUUUAUUUUGGGAGUGGCAGUGUUAUAAGUGAGAUAAAAUCAAAAAACACCGUAAGUAGUUUGGAUGGAAAAAGUGGUUAUGUGGUCAAAGGCUUGGUUAAUCUUGGUAAUACUUGCUUCUUUAAUUCAAUCAUGCAGAAUCUCUUAGCAAUGGAGAGAUUACGGAAUCACUUCUUGGAAUUGGAUGAGUCUGUAGGUCCUCUUACCGUUUCUUUAAAGAAGCUCUUUACUGAAACUAGUCAAGAGGCUGGCUUGAGAAAUGUGAUAAAUCCAAAAUCCUUUUUCGGGUGUGUUUGUGCCAAGGCUUCCGAAUUUAGGGGGUAUGAACAGCAUGACAGUCAUGAGUUGCUUCGUUGUUUACUCGAUGGGUUGUGUACUGAAGAGUUGAGUGCAAGAAAACAGACUAUUCUCUGGAAAAUGGGAUUACCUCAAAUCUGGGUCCUACUUUUGUUGAUGGCAUCUUUGAGGGCCAACUAUCCAGUACUGUUUCUUGUUUGGUAUGUGGGCACUCUUCAACAGUGUUUGAGCCAUAGUUCUUCUAUCAUCUGUUACUGUUCUUACUUUCCUUUAAAAUUCUCUAAAUUUCAUAUUAUGGGCAGUGCAUGUCUUCUUUUAAGAUGGGGUGCAGUGGAUGCUGAAGCAUACGCUGAAGCUGCGAGAAAUGUUUUGCAAAUAUUGUGGGAUGUUGGAACCUCCAGACAUUCUGGUCAUGGGUCUCUAUGGGCAAAGGCCCGGGUCUCUGCUUACGAUGCAUUAACUCAUUAUGAGGUAGUACACAUUCAAAAAAGCAUUCCAGAUUUUAAGAAAAGGAACAUGGAACUGCUUACUUCUGAGACUGAUCCUGAAGUACUAUGGGCCAUGGAAGUAUUUGAAGUCAAGAUUAUUACAUAUGAGCACAUCACACAGCGAAGAUUUGUAAAGGAGAAAAGAGUCGCUGUAAACAAGAUUGAGAAGUUGCUAGAUGUUUCCCCUCAGGUUAUUUUUGCGUCAGUAAAUAGCACUGGAGCUAGUCAGUUACCUGGCGCAGCUCUAUUUUGCCCUUCUUUGACUCCUAAAGACAUGACCAAGGGGCAGCAAAAAGUUCAGGGACUGCAAGACGUAUAUGCUAAAUACGAGAAUGCACUUGUGGAGAUAGCUGCAUCUUUGCAGCUCUCGAGAAACAUCCUGAUUGCACUUCUUUCACUGCAAUCUUGGAAACCCUUCAUGCAACGUUAGUUGAGGGCUUGUGUCACCUUCCUUGAUGCUAAGGCGAAAUCCACUGUGUUGGAUAAAACAUCUAAAGCUGCCAAUGGUAUUCUGAAGAUAAUAAAACGGCUUGCAGAGGAAUCAAUUCCUAGAUCUGCAGAAAACAUUGCACUAGCUUUGGGCGCGCUUUGUGAGGUCUUGCCUCCGUCUGCCCAUGCUGUUAAAUCAACUGCUUCAAAAUUCCUGCUUGAUUGGCUGUUCCAGUAUGAGCACGAACAUUGCCAGUGGUCAGCUGCUUUCCCUUGGAUUGAUCUCAAGUUGCUUGCAUGUGACUGAUCACAAGCAAAAAUUCCAAAACAUCGAAGCACUUAUUCAGGUUUCAUCUUGUAGCAGAAGCACCCUUGUAAAAGGAGCUUGUGGAGUUGGAAUGGGAUUUUCAUGUCAAGAUCUUCUUACCUGGGUUGAAGCUUCUGAUGACCCCGACUUG